CGAAUCGAUAAGAACUGAGUGCAAUGAAGCUGAAGCUUGUGUAUUUGUUGUUACUCAGUCAAUUGACUUUCAUUUUGGCAGCGUUCAUGGAUAUCGUUGAAAAAUCAAUGUGGAUUGAACAAAAAGUGGAUCAUUUCAACAAGAGUGACAAACGAACGUGGCAAAUGCAAUAUUUGGCGAGUGAUACAUUCUUUAAGCCUGGUGGACCGAUAAUUAUCAAUAUAAAUGCAGAAUGGGAAAUGGUGCCAAAAAAUCAUUUUUUUUUGGAAUGUAUUUUGAGCUUGUUGAAAUUUUCAAUGCGUAUGCAUUUGAAACCGAGCAUCGAUACUACGGUAGAAGUUGGCCAGUCCAAAAUAUGACAGUUGAAAACCUACAAUAUCUGACUACGAGGCAAGUACUAGCCGAUCUGGCACAUUUUAUAAGACAACAGAAGGCCACAAUUCCAGAGAUAGCUAAUUCUAAAGUCAUAAUGAUAGGAUGUUCGUAUGCUGCCAACUUGGUCACAUACUUUCGCAAGGACUAUCCAGAGCUAAUCGAUGGUGGCUGGGCAGCGGGGGCGGGACUUGCCUAUCGGCUCGAUUAUUCGGAUGGCUAUGUGAGUGCUGGCAAAUCAUUGCGAAAAUUCGGAGGAGAUGCUUGCUAUGAUCGUGUCGAGCACUUUUCCAAAACAUUUUUGAAUCACAAAAGGCAGAAAAGCGAUACCUAUAAAAUGUUGAAGUUACUAAAUUUGGCUGAAUAUUUUGAAGAUAUGCGUAGCAUUAUUUUAGUACAUGCACAACAUCGCAAUGCGACUGGAAUGCAAAAGUUGUGCAAAAAUAUUACAUCAGUUGACCCGAAGAACAUUAAUGAAUUCGGCCGAUUACUAAAGUUAUUCCAAUCACAAACAGUUAUUGACCAUACGGAUAAAGUUAAAAUGAUAAACUUCAAUCCCAAAUAUGCAGCUCGUCAAAAUUUUUAUCAGACUUGCAGUGAGUUUGGUGACAUUUUCUCCACAAGUUCACGACAUCAACCUUUUGGAGAUACUCAUCCGUUUGGCAAAGCAGUAGCGAAGUGUAAAGAGGUCUUUGGGCCAAAAUUCACCAUCGAUUACAUCAGUGGCAAGGUUGAUGAUAUCACUGCAAAAUAUGGAGCUCAACAUCCGAAUGUUGAUCAUAUUUAUUUCACAAAAGCCGAAGAUGAUCCUUGGCGUUGGGCGGGCAUCACCGAUGAAUGUGCAACAAUCAUACCAGGAAUUGGACACUGCAAAGAACUAAGAGCACGUGCCCCAACCGAUUGGCCAACAACUUCAGCGGCUCAGCAAAAAGCCAUCGAUUUGAUAAGGGACUGGAUAAAUGGCAAUGGCACAACGCGCGAAACUCUAAUCAAAUGUUAAACGUGAAUGUUAAAAAUAAAUUAUCAAAAUUGUCUAUCGAUUGCUAAGCGAUAGCCUC
Drosophila nasuta is the source of this 1430-nucleotide messenger RNA. RefSeq names its product putative serine protease K12H4.7. Gene Ontology annotation, biological process: proteolysis. The record is from RefSeq and is a predicted model, not a curated record. Gene Ontology annotation, molecular function: dipeptidyl-peptidase activity; serine-type exopeptidase activity. NCBI's taxonomy places the organism in Eukaryota, Metazoa, Arthropoda, Insecta, Diptera, Drosophilidae. The transcript has 7 exons. The coding region runs from base 233 to 1372 and encodes 379 amino acids.